CAGACGGAUACAUGGGAUGUGUACUUCAAGAGCACACAUUGCCCCGAAUUUCUUAACGGAAUGCGGUUCAUCGACUGGGCUGGCCACAAAAUCCUAGUGCAACAUGCAAGCCGUUCUAGGGCACCGCCUUGUUUCAAAUGUGGGGCCUCUGGCCAUACCUGA
Molecule: messenger RNA, 162 nt
Organism: Phytophthora sojae
Lineage: Eukaryota; Oomycota; Peronosporomycetes; Peronosporales; Peronosporaceae
Exons: 1
Source: RefSeq, a predicted model, not a curated record